Messenger RNA from Arabis nemorensis, 1353 nucleotides. The record is from the annotation of a GenBank genome assembly. Lineage: Eukaryota; Viridiplantae; Streptophyta; Magnoliopsida; Brassicales; Brassicaceae.
AUGGAUUCUUCAUCAUCAGUAAAAAUCGUCUCAAAAUGCUUUGUGAAACCCAAAACMAUCCCUGAAGAAUCAAAGCAACCAUACUACUUAUCACCAUGGGACUACGCAAUGAUCUCURUUCAAUACAUCCAAAAAGGUCUUCUCUUUCAAAAGCCACUUCAUUCCUCCAUUGAUACUCUGCUUGAGAAGCUUAGAGAGUCUCUAGCCAUCACUCUCGUCCAUUUCUACCCUCUCUCUGGUCGCCUCUCAUCGCCCAAAACCGAAAAACCUAAUUCGUAUUCUGUUUUCGUGGAUUGUAACAAUAGCCCUGGUGCUGGUUUCAUUUAUGCGACCUCUGAUUUAUGUGUAGCUAACAUUGUUGGCUCUAAGUAUGUUCCUCUUGUUGUUCAYUCUUUCUUUGACCACCACAAAGCUGUGAAUCAUGAUGGACACACCUUGAGCCUCUUAUCAGUCCAGGUUACAGAAUUGGUAGAUGGAAUUUUYAUAGGAUUGUCGAUGAACCAUGUUAUGGGAGACGGAACUUCGUUCUGGAAGUUCUUCACUGCUUGGUCUGAGAUCUUCCAAGCGCAAGAAAGCAACAAAAACACUGACUUGUGUCUCAAGAACCCACCGGUUUUAGASCGUUAUAUCCCUCAAGGAUACGGUCCUCUCUUUAGCCUUCCYUUUAGCCAUCCAGAUGAAUUUAUCAGACCCUUUGAAUCUCCAAUUCUCAAGGAGAGAAUGUUUUGUUUCUCAUCAGAAACAAUAAGAUUGCUUAAAGCAAAGACUAACCAAGUAUGCGGAACAACCUCCAUCUCAUCUUUCCAAUCGCUAACCGCGGUUAUAUGGAGAUGCAUAACUAGGGUGCGAAGGUUACCUUUCGAACAAGAAACAAGCUGUAGACUUGCUGCUGACAACAGAGCAAGGAUGUAUCCGCCGCUUCAUCCAGAUUACUUUGGAAACAGCAUCUCUGCUUUGAGAACGGCUGCAAAAGCCGGUGAGCUAUUGGAGAAUGAUUUUGGAUGGGCUGCUUUGAAAAUACAUCAAGUCAUCGCUGAACAUUCCAGUGAAAAGGUAUCUCAAAUGAUUGAUCAAUGGUUGAAGUCUCCUUUCAUUUACCAUAUGGAUCGGCUUUUUGAACCCCURAGCGUUAUGAUGGGAAGUUCCCCGAGGUUCAACAAGUAUGGUUGUGAAUUCGGGAUGGGAAAAGCGUUGACGCUUAGAAGUGGUUACGCGCAUAAGUUUGAUGGGAAGGUAUCGGCUUAUCCAGGAAGAGAAGGAAACGGAAGCAUAGAUUUGGAAGUUUGUCUUGUUCCCGAGUAUAUGGAAGCUCUAGAAUCUGAUGAAGAGUUCAUGUCUCUUGUUUCUGCUUGA